GCACCGGCUCCCUGUUUGUAUUUCCUAUUGCGGUUUGUAUUUCAACGCCGGGUAGUUUGCCGAUUUUAGUCAUCUGUAGCUCUGGGACGCCGAUUAUAUUUUCAAGAAUAGACAGACAGAUCAAACAGCUGUGAAGAAGUGUGUGUUAGAAAGAGAGAGUGAGUCUGCAACAACUUUUGUCCUUUACUGACUCAGAACGGCUAGCUUAGUAUAGCCAGCACUUUCAGGGGCACUGCGACAACUUCGCUUUAGGAGUUGCGCAUUCCGGUGGUUUAACACCCAAGCCCACAAAAUAAAACUUCUUGCUCCGAAUUUGGCAACAAUUAGUUUACACUUUUUUUUGUUAUUUUGUAGAACGGGAUAACGAUAAGCUAAAGCGAGCUAGCCAUUCUUGACAGGCGUUCUCCUUUACCGGCGACUUUAGUGUUUAGAGACGUCGGUCUCCAAGGGAACAGCUGGUCACAGUAGAUAUCAAACAUGGCGGCUCAGAAGGCAACGAGGGUGACGAUCAUCUCCCUGGAUCCCUAACACGUCUGAUACAAGUGACAUUGGCUGACGCCGACCAGCGAGAACCCGACAGGGAGAGACUGGACUCGUCCAGAUCGACAUCCAGUUCAAGGAUGGAGUUGGCAGCGGCUCACCCGGCUCUCAAAGCGUUCAUGUGCGGCUCCCUCAGCGGCACCUGCUCGACGCUGCUCUUCCAGCCCUUGGAUCUGGUCAAGACCCGGCUGCAGACGCUGCAGAACAAUGCCAAGCCGGGGGCACCCAAGGUGGGAAUGUUUCGGGUUUUCAUUCAUGUCAUCAGGACAGAGAAUUUCUUCAGUCUGUGGAAAGGAGUUUCGCCAUCAUUUGUUCGCUGUAUUCCUGGUGUGGGCAUCUACUUCAGCACCUUCUACUCCCUGAAGCAGCACUUCUUCCUGGACCGGGCCCCGAACGCUGGCGAGGCGGUUCUGCUCGGAGCGGGCGCCAGAACGGUGGCGGGGGUCUGCAUGCUGCCAUUCACUGUCAUCAAGACCCGGUUUGAGAGUGGCUUUUACAACUAUGCGAGUGUGCCUGGGGCCCUGAGGAGUAUGUACGAGACGGAGGGAGUGCGAGCUCUGUUCUCAGGGCUGACUGCUACGCUGCUCAGAGACGCUCCUUUCUCUGGCAUCUAUGUCAUGUUCUACAGCCAGGCCAAGAGAGCGUUGCCUCAAGAAGUGACAUCAGCGCCGUACGCCCCACUGGUGAACUUCAGCUGUGGAGUGGUAGCAGGCGUCAUGGCUUCUCUGGUCACGCAGCCUGCAGAUGUGGUGAAGACUCACAUUCAAGUCAGCCCGUCCCGCUGGAGCACGGCCGACGCCGUUCACUACAUCUAUAAGGAGAAGGGCAUGUCGGGCUUCUUCCGUGGGGCGGUGCCGAGGUCUCUCCGACGCACUCUGAUGGCCGCUAUGGCGUGGACUGUCUACGAACAGCUCAUGGCUCGAAUGGGCCUCAAGUCCUGAAAAGCACCUGAGCCAAGCCACAAAAAACGCACAACAGGUGAAACGUGAGGGGUUAACGACAUUUGCACCGAAAGCACGAAGGAAAGGGAGCUGAUGUCGUCGAAGACGCCAUGAAGCAGCCAGCAGUGCCAAGACAUUGAGCUGAGGAAACGGGUGGAUAAACGUUUUAAGAGAGAGGUUGUAUGUGUUUUAAAUGUUGUUUAAAUGUUAGAAAUGUUUGCGUGUGAUGAUGCACCUGACCUACCUUAAUGCCCGUCUUGGAGUGCUGUGCCUCUCCCACUGCUGUGAAGUGACUUUGUCCCUCUUCAUGUUUCUGACGUACCAGUGGACGAAUACCACACAAAAAAAAAAGAUACCUGGUUCAUGUGGUUGGUGCUUAGCAAGCUGAUAUGUGCUAUUACUACUAAACAGAGCCCGGAGAGAUGCACUCUGGGUGAUGAGAUAUUCAGAAAACCUGCAUAGGACUGAGCAAUGUUUCUUUCUUGCACUCUGCAGUUAUUUGACUUGUUUUGGACAAUCACACGCACACAGCUGCAUUAAAGGAUGGAAAUGUAAGCCAACUCAGCUACCACAUUAAAGCCUUUCUCAAUAUGCUUUAUGCAAUUAUGGUGCAUUUUAGACAAGAAAAUUGCAUCAGUACCUAAAACAAAAAAAAAUGCAAGAUGUCUUGUUUUGUUCUCGUAAAACAAGAUUUUGGGGCACCAGAUGAGUUGACACUUAUUUGCUUGUGUCUGGUUCAUGGUUAAUUGAGCUGUAGGUUUUGGGUUUUUGACCCUCAUUCCAGUCACAUCCCUCACAAUUAUGAGGCAGUUCGAGGUAAUUGUCCAAAGAAUGAUACACGUUAAAUUAUAUUUACAAUAUUUCAUUUAAUUUACCUGUUAAACCUUUGAAGUUUGCAUGCUGUUCAUUGGAAAUUAAGAAAUCAAAGUUAUCAAGAGUGGAAUGCUCCAAUAGAUGCUCAUCCCUAUUACUGCACAGUGAUGUAGGAAAAAACCUUGUAACAUUCUGUUUUUAUUGAGCAACAUUAACAUUGCUGUGCAGGUAUAAAACGAUAUCUUCAAGUGAACCCUGUGUUUUUGUUUUGCUUUGCAUCAAGAUUUUCACUUCUCUACUGACCAGCAGGUGGCAGCAGUAAAAGAAGGAAUCUAAAGUAAAAUGGCACCAGUGCAUUUUCUGUUUUGACGCUAGCACCAUUUGUAAACGUGUGUUUAAAGGGCACCAUAAAAAUAUUAUUUAAUUAAGAGUGUAUUUUUUUAAAAGUCAAGCUUCGAAGUGAAACAUUGCUUAAUCAUUAUGCAGACGUCUUUCAGUUUGCACAGAGUCCCUAUCGGUGUUGGAGCUGUGGAUCUUAUUUCUUUUCACAUUGAUUAUAGCUUGGUAAACAAAAGCUCAGAAAUAUCUCACAGAAGGACAAAUGAUGAAAUUUCUGGAGUGGAUUUAUUUCCAUGUUUUUGUUAUUUAUUGUUGUGUAUAUAUAAGAAUAUUUUAAAAAGAAAAGAUAUAUGAAUAGUUCCUGCUUUGGAAAUUGUAAAGAAAAUCUAACUGACCUCUGAAGAGCCCAGGUGAAUCUGUUUGUUUUGUAGUGACGUAUGACAGCCUCAGUGUUUGCUUUGUUAACGUGUGAGUAACUCACUGUGCCAAGUUUAGGUUGGAUCCGUUUGCUCCAUUCUGAUUGUUUUCACCGUCCAUGCCCAUGCUCCAUGUAGUGCCUCACUUUUUCUUUUUCUUUUAGGUCAAUAAACACUUAACUCUUCCUAAAGUUAUUUUAAAUUACUGUCAAUAAAAAUCAUAAGAACCUUGA
Fundulus heteroclitus (mummichog) is the source of this 3282-nucleotide messenger RNA. RefSeq names its product mitochondrial glycine transporter B. The transcript has 8 exons. Gene Ontology annotation, molecular function: glycine transmembrane transporter activity. The coding region runs from base 621 to 1481 and encodes 286 amino acids. Lineage: Eukaryota; Metazoa; Chordata; Actinopteri; Cyprinodontiformes; Fundulidae. Gene Ontology annotation, cellular component: mitochondrion; mitochondrial inner membrane. Gene Ontology annotation, biological process: glycine import into mitochondrion. The record is from RefSeq and is a predicted model, not a curated record.